Molecule: messenger RNA, 3168 nt
Organism: Tupaia belangeri chinensis (Chinese tree shrew)
Lineage: Eukaryota; Metazoa; Chordata; Mammalia; Scandentia; Tupaiidae
Gene: TASL
Product: TLR adaptor interacting with endolysosomal SLC15A4
Exons: 2
Coding region: 225-1121 (298 amino acids)
Biological process (GO): regulation of toll-like receptor signaling pathway
Source: RefSeq, a predicted model, not a curated record
UUCCCACUGCUUCUUUAGCACAAUCGGACUUGAGUAAAAACAACUCUUUUUCCAUGGGAUCAGUUAUAAAAAGAAUGGCAAUGCAACGAGCAACUUAGUCUCUUGGUCUCACCAGUGAAAGGCUUGCAAACAUUUCUGGAAGGAACACUGGCUGACUCGAUCAUUUCUGCUGGGUCAACCACUGUGUUUCGGCAGUACCCAAAGGGCGGACUGGUUAGUGAAGAAUGCUGUCAGAAGGGUAUCUCAGUGGAAUUGCCUACUGGAACGACAUCCACUGCAGUUGUGUAUCGUAUAAUGAGCAGGUGGCUGGGGAAAAGGAAGAGGAGACGGAUUCCGUUGCUGCUCUGUCCUAUUCCUCUGUGGAUGAAACACAAGUGAGAAGUCUCUACGUGAGCUGCAAACCCUCUGGCAAGUUUUUUUCUUCAGUACAUUCAAGAGAGAGCCAACACAGCAGAAGUCAGAGAGUCACAGUGCUGCAGAAGAACCACAAUCCUGUGUUUGAAAGCCCAAACUUGGCUGCAGUUGAAAUAUGUAGAGACCCCAGCAGAGAGACCUACUUGGUUCCCCCUUCCUGCAAGAGUAUUUGUAAGAAUUAUAAUGACUUACAUAUUGCAGGGGGCCAGGUGAUGGCCAUCAAUUCAGUGACGACAGAUUUUCCCUCGGAGAGCAGUUUUGAAUAUGGCCCUUUGCUGAAGUCGUCUGAGAUUCCUUUGUCCAUGGAGGAGUCCAUUUCCACUCAGCCCAGUAACUUUCCCCAAAAACCUAUCCAGCGGUACUCAUCUUACUGGAGAAUAACCAGCAUCAAAGAGAAGAACAGCCUGCAGAUGCAGAAGCCUGUUUCUAAUGCAGUGCUGAAUGAGUACCUGGAACAGAAAGUGGUGGAGUUAUAUAAGCAGUACUUCAUGGACACCAUGUUUCAUGACAGUUCUCCAACUCAGAUUCUGGCAUCUGAACUCAUCAUGACAAAUGUGGACCAAAUUAGUCUUCAAGUGUCUAAAGAGAAGAACCUGGAGACGUCAAAAGCCAGAGAUAUAGUCAUUAGCCGCCUCUUACAGUUGGCGUCAACGGAAAUCAGCACUCCUAGUCUCCAUAUUUCUCAGUAUAGCAAUGUGAACCCAUAGAGAGAAUGCUUCCAUUCCUCUGUCUCAAUGACUCAAACCCAAAGCAACACUUUAUUCAUUUAUUCUGAGAAUGUGCCAGGGAGGUGGUGAAGGGGUGUUAAGAGCUAGGGAAAUAAAGAUUAGCUGGAAGUUAGUUUGAAUUAAGGGCAAAUCUCAGAAUAGUACACCUGAGAAGGAAUGUGGGAAAAGGAGCCAGAAGGAAUGAUAUCAAAGAGGUAUUUCUAUAGCAAGCAAAGCAAAAAUAGAAAUGAUCAAACAACAUAAGAUUAUGAUUCAUUGAAAAGGGUUUAGAAAUAAAAAAAAGGGGGGGGGGGGCAGGCCAAAUAAGAAAGUAACAUAUUAUGGUGAAACAAAAAAGCCAAAAAGAUUUCAGGACAGAGAACUAAGACUGUAUUUGUUACCCAAAUAGAUUUCUCAAAGUUGUUUCUCCUUUAGGGAAAUAGACUGUUGAAGGCUGCUAUAUUUGUGUAGAAAGACAGGUUCAAAUACUUUUCAAAAUACAUGUUUGUAUAGUAUCUCUGUGUUCUGUAUCAGUUGAUCAUUUAAAGAUAUAUUCCUUAUAAAUAUGAAAACUGUAGCAAAUUGCAGUUGUGUAUUUAUUUUUGAGAGCUUACUUCGCUGCAGCUGUAGCCACAAAAUAACCAUUCAAUCCUCUAAUUCUCUUUAUUGGUACAGAUGAAGUUUUCCAAAUGGAAAAAGCAUCAUGUCAUCAACAUUAAGUCUUUUGGUUUUAUUUUGCUGGAUAUGAGUUUUUUGGUGGUAUUAAGCUUCAAAAUAAAUUAUAAAUAUUACUUUUUCCCGUUUUUUCUCUUCCAUAUCUCUAUGCUCUCUUGACCUUGAGCCAGGAAGGGGCCUUCCAUAUUCUCGAAACAAGGUCGUAAACCCUAGAGUCCUAUGAUAUCAAAUCCUGUGAACAUAUUCACUCGAACAGUAGCUUCAUGAGGACUUCACUGCUUUUCCCCUUUCCUAUAGCUUAGAGUUUGACAAACUGUGGCCAAAUCUAGCCUGCCACCUGUUUUUGAACUCCUGUAAGGUAAGAAUGAUUUUUUCCAUUUUUAAAUGGUUAAAAAGAAUAGAACAAUACUUUGUGAGUUGUAAAAGUUUAUGAAAUUCAGAUUCAGUGUUGAUAAAGUGUUACUGGAACCCGGCCAUACUCAUUUGUUUACGGAUUGUCUAUGGCCACUUUCACAGUAGCAUGGCAGAAUCAAGUGGGUGUGACAGAGAAUAUCUGGCCCACUAAAACCUGGAACACUUACUGUCUGGCCCUUUCCAGGAGAACUUUGCCAACCCUGCCCAACAGCAGUGCUUUAUCCAGAUAGUGGUGGCUCAACUUAAUUCGGUUCACUGAGGAAGCAGGCUCUGGGAUGGAGACUGAUGAGCAAGUUUAUUUUUUUAUGAGGAAAUGAAGGAAGCAGAAGUUUCCACAGAGGUCAUCUUGCAGGGAGUUCUGGAGCUACGGCAACCCUUCAAAAUGAUUUGAAAUUGAAACAAGAGGGUUGGCUUUUGUACUGUAGCAUCAGCCAGGAUGGGGUGAACCCUUAGGUGAGGCAGUUCAGUGGAGGGCUGAGGGCAGUGUAGGUUACCCUUAGCUGAAGGCACUUCCCAAAGUGGGAAUCAACUGAGAGUCUUUAGCAGCCAGACUCUAGGCAGCUGCUGGGGUAAUGAGCUCUUCACCCCAGGGAAUCUUUCUGGCGAGGACACUCUUCUACAUCUCUCACUAUUUGUAUUUUUAUAAUGAACAAAUCUAUAUAUUUUUCAAUACUGUGUAAGGAAACCUGAUUUUGAAAUGACUCAGAAAUGUUAUUCACUAUUUUAAACGUAUUACAGUAACAGUUACUAUGUAUUAGUUGUUUACUCUCUGUCUGGCCUGAUGUUAGGCAUUUUGCAUGAUUUCUCAUAGUAACCUCAAGAGAGAGAGUGUCUAUUAUCAUUCCCUUUUUACAUACAGCUGGCUGGGUUCAGAAAAGUCAAAGAAUUUGUCUAGGGGUACACAGUAGAUGGUGGGACUAAAUUUUUUUUUUUUUUUUGGAGAGGUUUUGGCUAUAGG